Molecule: messenger RNA, 968 nt
Organism: Colletotrichum acutatum
Lineage: Eukaryota; Fungi; Ascomycota; Sordariomycetes; Glomerellales; Glomerellaceae
Product: glycoside hydrolase superfamily
Exons: 1
Biological process (GO): carbohydrate metabolic process
Molecular function (GO): beta-glucosidase activity
Source: RefSeq, a predicted model, not a curated record
CAUGGCGCGGUAUGCGGAUAGAGUGCCGUACUGGGUCACUUUCAACGAGCCAAACAUUGCCGUGCAGUUCACCCUGCCCAGCUACGACGGAUUGACGGCGUUCCUCCUUGCCCACGCGGAUGUCUACCGCUGGUACAAGGACGUUCUCGGAGACACGGGCAAGAUCACCAUGAAGUUCGCAAACAAUCUCGCUGUCCCUCUAGACCCGGGCAACCUGGACGACGUCGCAGCCUCCUACCGCUACCAGGACUUCAUUCUCGGCAUCAUGAGCAACCCCCUCUUCUUGGGAGAACAGUUCCCUGAAGUCGUCCUCAACACGCCCAAGAUGAACACUACCCUUACAAAGUCACUGACCGACGAACAACUCACGCACAUCAACGGCACCAUGGACUACUGGGCCUUUGAUCCCUACGGCGCCCAAUACGCGACGAACCCACCAGGCGGCUACGAAGCCUGCGCGGCCAACUCCUCAGACCCCCUCUGGCCCUCGUGCGUGACGCUCACCACGAUCCAAGCCAACGGCUGGGCAAUGGGUGCAAUCUCCGAAGGCGGCGCCCUCAUCGCCCCCUCGUACGUGAGAGAGCAAUUCGGCUUCGUAUGGAACACGUACCGGCCGUCGGGCAUCAUGGUCACCGAGUUUGGGUUUCCGCAGCUGGCGGACGCGGAGACGUCGCACGAUGCGCAGCGGUAUGAUUUCGAGAGGACAAUGUACUAUCAGAAUUUCUUGACCGAGACCUUGAGGGCUAUUCACGAGGACGGUGUGAAUGUUAUUGGGGCGCUGGCGUGGAGCUGGAUUGAUAAUAAUGAGUUUGGGAGCUUUGAGGCGCAGUAUGGCAUGAUGGGUGUGAAUCGGUCGGAUCCCGGGUUGGCGAGGUGGGUGAAGAGGAGCUUUUUUGACUACGUGGACUUUUUCCAGAGUCACAUCUGAGUCUUGUAGAUACUAUCGAGGAAAGUCGUAAAUGCUCCUC